Molecule: messenger RNA, 555 nt
Organism: Helianthus annuus (common sunflower)
Lineage: Eukaryota; Viridiplantae; Streptophyta; Magnoliopsida; Asterales; Asteraceae
Exons: 1
Coding region: 1-555 (184 amino acids)
Source: RefSeq, a predicted model, not a curated record
AUGCAUUAUCGUCGUCGAUUUUAUAGAAGUCUUUUGGAGGGUUAUGAAUUAGGGGUUCCAAAUCCAGCAAAAAUAAAUGUAUUAGAUGCAAUGAAUCUUGCAAUUUCAGCAUGGACUAUGGAUGUUCGUGCAAAUACAACUGCGAACUGCUUUCAUCAUUGUAAACUUCGAUCAACAGAUAACAAGACUUUUGAGAACUCAGAUGAAGGUGGUGAAAGCACUCAAGAACUCCAGAAUUUGAUCAAAGAGUUGGGUUAUCGCAAUGCAAUGGAUGUCGAAGAUGUUCUGACUCACCCAGAAGAAAAUGUAGUUGCACAGUUGUUGACUGAUGAAGAAAUUAUUGAAAGCGUUAUUGGAAUUAAUAAAGAUGAUAUCGAUGAAGAAGAUGAUGAAAGUUCUACAAUGGAGCCCCCUUCGCGAAAUGAAGCUAUUAAAGCGGCAAUCCCAUUGAACAAUUUCUUGUUAAGCUAUGAGAAAACAACACCAGAAGUUCUUACCAUGCUAAGAAAAAUUAGAGACGAGAUUCAAGGGGAAAUUGAUUUCAACAAAAAAUAA